CUUGAAUUGACUAUUAACUCUUUGGAGGAAACGCGAUGGCAUGAAGACGACCAGUCGUAUUUAUUUACCUCUUUCUUGUUCAUUUAAUGCGUCAUUAAUUCUUAUCCGAACGAUUUGCAAGCCAUUUUAGUUUUGUGGAAAUGUAUUCACGCGUCGGGUGAAAAGUAUACAAUUAGUCUGCUGACGUCAUACUCCAAUACAGUAGGUGGCGGCAAUGCAGCUGUGACGUUGAGUGCCGCCGCCAUUAAAAGUAGAAGAAAAAGAAAAUGUCGGCGGCGCGAAAACGGAAAUAAGUUUGUGUGUUUGUCCGAUUCCACGCCUGUAAGAAGCCUGUCGCGCUCUUCUCCUUCGCCCAUGGAUGAAAAGGUCGAUAAGGUGAACAGCUGGCUGAGUGCCGUGUUCGGGGAGCAGGCCGUGCCCCGGUACGAAGUCAACAUCAGAACCGUGGAAGUGCUCCACCAGCUGGCCUGCAGCAGCGAGGCCCGCUGCACGGAGACCACCCUGCUCACAGAAGACCUCCACCACAAGGCCUCAGAGUACCAGGCUGACGGCGCUCACCUCCAGGAGGUCCUUCAAAGCGUGGGCCUGACCGACGAGAGCCUGUCCAAGUCCUCCACGAUGUACACGUCCGCCCUGGUGGACAUUGCCACGGUGCUGGGAGUCCGAGACACGUCUCUUUACAGCUUCAUGCCCGCCCUGAACCGCCUCACCGGCGAGCUGCUGGACGCGGAGAAGUCCGAGAGGAGGGCGGAGCGCGAGAGUCUGGCGGUGCAGAAGAGGCUCAGCGCCGCCCUGGUGCUGCGCGGCAACCUGGAAGAGGACGCCGAACACAUUUUGAAGAGUCAAGCGGUGGAGAGCGCCAAGACCGAGGAGAGGCUACUGAACAUGGACUUUGUGAAGGACAAGGCUAAAGAGCUCCGCAGCAGACUGGAGAAGAAAGAGGCUCAGCUGGCCUCCAGGAACAUGCACAAGUCGCUCACUCACCAAGCUUUGGUUCAACUCUCAGAGGAAGUGACCGCGCUGAAACUAGAGACUGUCCCCUUGAAGAAGAAGCUGGAGCCUUACAUGGACCUCAGCCCGAGUCCAUCUCUCGCUCGGGUUCAAAUCGAAGAGGCAAAAAGAGAACUGGCGGCGCUCGACUCCAAACUGGCGAUGAACAUGGCUUUCAAGUGACAUUAAUAAAGGAUAUUUUAUAUGGCUUGCUAGCACA
This is a messenger RNA of Entelurus aequoreus (snake pipefish), 1210 nucleotides long. It is a transcript of the gene haus1, whose product is annotated as HAUS augmin-like complex, subunit 1. The transcript is spliced from 8 exons. Lineage: Eukaryota; Metazoa; Chordata; Actinopteri; Syngnathiformes; Syngnathidae. The record is from RefSeq and is a predicted model, not a curated record. Gene Ontology annotation, biological process: centrosome cycle; spindle assembly. The coding region runs from base 355 to 1173 and encodes 272 amino acids. Gene Ontology annotation, cellular component: cytosol; HAUS complex.